CAAACACAGAUGGAGGUCGAUGACUAAUGCGGGCUUCACUUCCCAUGCUCUAUGCAGGGCAGUAUGAGACGGUCCGGGGACGGGAUCUGCACUACACCGUGGCUCGGACGUAUGUAACGUCUAGCCAAACGUCUAGCCCGGGGCACGUCCACCGCCUCCCCCAGAACCGUGGAGCCGACGAGUUAUAUGAAGUCCGACUCUCUCCUGCGGGCUACCGGACUGGCAAAAACAUUGGGUUGGCAAUCGCCAGGUCGUCUUCUCGAUGGCUUCAGUACUGGUCCCGGGCUCGGACCGCAUCGUUGCUGGCCUGAGACGAAGGUGGGGGGGCAUCGCCGAUGUUCGGAGCACCGGGGAGCUGCCGGCUGAGGAUGACGCGAUGGCGGAGAAGGGGGUCCGGUUGUUGCUGUGGACGGAUCUGCCCCUAUGGCAGCAACAUGGAAGCGAGCUCAUUCAUACUGGGUAUAGGAGAGCUUGCGGCGAUGUCUGGGCGUGCAUUCACAGCUGGACUUACAUCCAUAAUGAGACUGUCAACAUAUACUCGCACAUCAUCGGAGCGUGUAUAUUCCUUGCUCUACCCCUUUAUUUCUUCACCACUGAGGUCCCGCCACGCUUCGCCAUUGCAACAUGGGUAGACGUCGCGGUCUGCAGCACUUACUUUGUAGGCGUGGCUAUCUGCUUCGCCCUUUCGACCGCCUUCCACACCUUCAUGUCCCACUCCGAACGCCUCUACCUCCUAGGCAUGAAGCUCGACAUCCAAGGCGUCCUCCUCCUAAUGUGGAGCGCCACCGUCCCGCUCAUCCACCACAGCCUGCCUGUCAACGACGACAACGACGACCCAGGCGCCACCCCCCGACGCGCCGCCCACCUGGCAGCGACGACCCUCCUGGCCGCGGCCUGCUCGGCCGCCACGCUGCUGCCAAGCCUCAGCGGGCCGCGCCUCGGCGCCGCGAGGGCGGCCCUGUUCGCGGCAUUUGGGGCCGGGAGCUUCGUCGCGCCCCUCGCGCACGGCGCCGUGCUGUGCGGUGGGCUGCGCCGGGUCGCGGGGCGGGUCGCGCUGCCGUGGCUGGGGGCUACGGCGGCGUGUAAUGGGGUUGGCGCGGUGGCUUAUAUGGCCAAGGGGGCUGGUUGUGAGCAGUUCCCCGAGAAGUGGUUCCCCAGGCGGUUUGACCUUUUCGGGGCAAGUCACCAGAUCAUGCAUGUCAUGGUCGUCGCCGCGGCGCUCACCUACACGAAGGCCGUGUUGGAGGCAUUCGACUUUUUGCAUGAGCAUGGGGUACAGUGUGAGGCAUGA
Messenger RNA from Phialemonium atrogriseum, 1291 nucleotides. RefSeq names its product hemolysin-III related-domain-containing protein. NCBI's taxonomy places the organism in Eukaryota, Fungi, Ascomycota, Sordariomycetes, Cephalothecales, Cephalothecaceae. Gene Ontology annotation, cellular component: membrane. The record is from RefSeq and is a predicted model, not a curated record. Gene Ontology annotation, biological process: intracellular zinc ion homeostasis. Gene Ontology annotation, molecular function: signaling receptor activity. The transcript has 7 exons. Bases 263 to 1291 code for a protein of 342 amino acids.